AUGGAUAAAGUCCUGAACAGGCUCAGACCAACUAAGGAGUGGGACAGAGAGAGAAGGGGAGUAGGGAGAGUGGGAGAGAGAGAAAGAGGGAGUGGAGAGUGGGGGAGAAAGAGUGGAGAGUGGGGGAGAGAGGGAGUGGAGAGUGGGAGAGAGAGGAAGAGAGGGGAGAAUGAGAGAGAGGGAGUUGGGGAGAUAGGGGAGAUAGGGAGUGGAAGAGAGAGGGAGCCAGGAGAGAGAGAGAAAGGGAAGGGAGGGAGUGGUAGAGAGGGAAUGGGGAGAGAGGUAGUGGGGAGGGAGAGAGUGAGAGAGAAAGUGGGGAGAAUGGGAGAGAGGGAGUGGGGUGAGAGCAAGUGGCGAGAAAGAGGGAGUGGGCAGAAUGAGAGAGGGUGGGAGAGAGACGGGGAGUGGGAGUGGGGAGGAUGA
Molecule: messenger RNA, 423 nt
Organism: Saccostrea cuccullata (small rock oyster)
Lineage: Eukaryota; Metazoa; Mollusca; Bivalvia; Ostreida; Ostreidae
Product: octapeptide-repeat protein T2-like
Exons: 2
Coding region: 1-423 (140 amino acids)
Source: RefSeq, a predicted model, not a curated record